Molecule: messenger RNA, 2297 nt
Organism: Cebus imitator (Panamanian white-faced capuchin)
Lineage: Eukaryota; Metazoa; Chordata; Mammalia; Primates; Cebidae
Gene: CCDC85C
Product: coiled-coil domain containing 85C
Exons: 7
Coding region: 266-1564 (432 amino acids)
Cellular component (GO): apical junction complex
Source: RefSeq, a predicted model, not a curated record
CCUCCGCCUGCCUCUCCACAGCGGGGAGAGAGCCCGGCACCUUGGCCGCCGACGCAGCAGCCGCCUCCGCUCGCUCAGCCCCGAGGCGCGCGGGAUCCCGGGCAGCCCCGGCGGGCGCGGCGAGAGGGCGCGCGAGGCGGCGUGGGGCGGGCCGCACGCGCCCCCGGCCGCCCCCCGCCCGCACGCGGACCGGCCCAGCGGAGCCCCGGCGCUGGGAGCGCCGGCCGGGCGAGGGCGAGGGCGAUGCCGCGGUGACGGCCCCGCCAUGGCGAAGCCCGCAGCGACGGCGGCGGCGGCGUCGGAGGAGCUGAGCCAGGUGCCGGACGAGGAGCUGCUGCGCUGGAGCAAGGAGGAGCUGGCGCGGCGGCUGCGGCGCGCGGAGGGCGAGAAGGUGGGCCUCAUGCUGGAGCACGGCGGCCUGAUGCGCGACGUGAACCGGCGGCUGCAGCAACACCUGCUGGAGAUCCGCGGCCUCAAGGACGUGAACCAGCGGCUGCAGGACGACAACCAGGAGCUGCGCGAGCUCUGUUGCUUCCUCGACGACGACCGGCAGAAGGGGCGCAAGCUGGCGCGCGAGUGGCAGCGCUUCGGGCGCCACGCGGCCGGCGCCGUGUGGCACGAGGUGGCCCGCUCGCAGCAGAAGCUGCGCGAGCUCGAAGCGCGCCAGGAGGCCCUGCUGCGCGAGAACCUGGAGCUCAAGGAACUGGUGCUGCUGCUGGACGAGGAGCGCGCGGCACUGGCGGCGGCGGGGGGUGCGGGCGGCGGAGGGAGCGGCGGCGGCGGCGCCGGCUCCCGCAGCUCCAUCGACAGCCAGGCCAGCCUGAGCGGGCCCCUGGCUGGUGGCGCGCCGGGCGCGGGGGCCCGCGACGUGGGCGACGGCAGCAGUACGUCCAGUGCGGGCAGCGGCGGCAGCCCGGACCACCACCACCACGUCCCACCCCCGCUGCUGCCCCCCGGGCCGCACAAGGCCCCCGACGGCAAGGCAGGAGCCACACGUCGGUCCCUGGACGACCUGUCGGCGCCGCCGCACCACCGCAGCAUCCCCAACGGCCUGCACGAUCCCUCGUCCACCUACAUCAGGCAACUGGAGACCAAAGUCAGGCUGCUGGAGGGUGACAAGCUCCUCGCACAGCUGCCCCGCCCCUAUGGCCGCCCGAGAAGCUGGCUUCAGCAGGCAGGCUCCGGAGAGUUCCGCACGCUGCGGAAAGGCUUCUCACCCUACCACUCGGAGUCCCAGCUCGCGUCCCUGCCGCCCUCCUACCAGGAUGCCCUGCAGAACGGCCCAGCCUGCCCCGUACCUGAGCUGCCCUCACCCUCCUCUGCCAGCUACAGCCCUGCAGGACAGAAGCCGGAGGCUGUCGUGCACGCCAUGAAGGUCCUGGAGGUGCAUGAGAAUCUGGACCGGCAGCUCCAGGACAGCUGCGAGGAGGACCUGAGUGAGAAAGAGAAGGCCAUCGUUCGUGAGAUGUGCAACGUCGUCUGGAGAAAGCUGGGGGACGCGGCCAGCUCCAAGCCCUCCAUACGGCAGCACCUGUCUGGGAACCAGUUCAAGGGGCCUUUGUAGGGCCACUCUUGCAUGGACGUGGACUGGCCCCACUGGGGGUCCCCAGGGGGAGUUUCAGGCCCUAGCCACCGCAGGACCUCCGGCCGAGCCCGUCUUCUUUCUCUGUGGUGAAUUGUACAUAGGACGCUGCCCACCCUGGCCCAGGCCGCCAUCUCCCGCCUCACACACCAGCAACCUGGGAAGAGGAGACGCUGCGACCCGAGCUACAGAUCGGCCUGGACGCCUCGCUCCCUCUGGGCCCCGGGCCCUGGGUUUCAUGAGCAAGAGGCUGCAAGCUGCUUCUGAGAUCCAGCCCAGGGACUGUCCAGGCUCCUGUGUCCCGCCUGGGAUGGAGGGGCCACUCAUCAAACCCUCUUCUCCUGGCUGCCACCCACACUGGACGGAGACCACCGCUACCUGGGUCUUGCUGCAGGUGGCAGCACUUCUCACCCACCUGCCGUGGCCUGGCCCCAGGCCCACCCAGCACUGAGUCCCCGGCACCGUGGACAAGGCUGCUUACUGUGUCCGUGGCUGGCUGGAGGCUGCCCUGGGCCCUUUCUGUGACACUCAGCCCUGGAGCUCAGGGUCCCCUCACACCUGGAGAUCCAUCCCCAGCCACCCAGUGCCAGCUGCUCCUUGCUUUUGGAGGUCACCCCCCUCCCCCAACAGUCUCUGCAGUGUCCCCCCGCCACCCUGUCCCCCAACACACAGUCUCUGCAGUGUCCCCCGCCACCCUGUCCCCUAACACACAAAG